This is a messenger RNA of Elaeis guineensis (African oil palm), 1953 nucleotides long. RefSeq names its product protein BZR1 homolog 3. Gene Ontology annotation, molecular function: DNA-binding transcription factor activity. The record is from RefSeq and is a predicted model, not a curated record. NCBI's taxonomy places the organism in Eukaryota, Viridiplantae, Streptophyta, Magnoliopsida, Arecales, Arecaceae. Gene Ontology annotation, biological process: brassinosteroid mediated signaling pathway; DNA-templated transcription.
UUCCCUCGAUAGAGCCCCAGUCCCGGUCCUUCUCGGACUUCCCUAGUUUUCAACAAAACCAGCCGGGCGGUCGGCAGUCGCCGGCGACCUCAGGGGACCGGAAAUCGAAACCUUUCUCGUCUCCGGAUCUAUUUCACCAGAUCCCCUCCAUUUCCCCUUUCUCGAUUCUUUGUGGCUUUAGAUCCCCCGGUUUUCCGGUGGUUUUCUGCAGGUGAUCGCUGUGAAACUGGAUGUAUAACCCCAGAUCGGGCGUCUCCUCGGAGAAUUUUUCCUCCACUUGAGGCUGAUCCGGUUUCUCCGCAAUAAUCGUGUGGUUUCUAGGCUCUGAUGCGGUUUUCCUGGCAGUAGCGGUUUCUGGAUCGCCGGAGAAGGGUUUCGUUUGAUCUGCUUCUGUUCUUUUGGCUUGGUUAAGAAGGAGGGAGAGAGAUGCCUUCUGGAACGAGGCUGCCGACGUGGAGGGAGAGGGAGAACAACAAGAGGAGGGAGCGGCGCCGUCGGGCGAUCGCAGCGAAGAUCUAUACGGGGCUCCGGAUGUACGGCAACUUCAAGCUCCCGAAGCACUGCGACAACAACGAGGUUCUCAAGGCCCUCUGCAACGAGGCUGGCUGGACUGUGGAAGAAGACGGCACUACGUACCGGAAGGGAUGCAAGCCGGUUGAACGCAUGGAUGUUGGUGUAGGGGGCUCCGCUUCACCAAGCCCGUGCACAUCUUACCAGCCAAGCCCACGUGCAUCCUAUAACCAUAGCCCACCCUCGUCCUCCUUGCCAAGCCCAUCCUCCUCUUACAUCACCAAUACCAAUAACAAUAAUGCUAACAAAGGAACGGAUGGCAAUUCCCACAUCCCUUGGCUCAAGAACCUCUCCUCGGCCUCCUCCACUUCCUGCCUGAAGCCCCCCAACCACCAUUUCUACAUCCAUGGAGGCUCCAUCAGUGCCCCUGUCACCCCUCCACUGAGUUCUCCAACUGCUCGAUCACCUCGUGUUAAGGCUGAUUGGGACGACCCUGCAGCCCAGCCACCUUGGGCAGGCGCCCAUUACACUUUCCUACCAUCCUCCACCCCACCAAGCCCUGGCCGUCAGGUUAUCCCGGAUGCUGCAUGGCUCGCAGGGCUCCGCCUCCCAUCUGGGGGUCCCUCCUCACCCACCUACAGCCUUGUUUCAUCGAACCCAUUUGGCUUCUGUAAUGAGGCAUCGGCAGGUGCAGGAUCUUCCAGAAUGUGGACUCCAGGACAGAGUGGGGCGUGCUCCCCUGUGCCUGGGGGACAUGCGGAUGUUCGGAUGUGUAAUGGCAUUUCGGAUGAGUUUGCAUUUGGGAGCAGCUGCAAUGGCAAUCUUCAAUCAAAUGGGUUGGUGAAGCCAUGGGAGGGAGAAAGGAUCCAUGAGGAAUGUGCAUCGGACGAACUGGAGCUUACCCUUGGAAGCUCAAGGACCAGGGCUGAUGCUUGAAGAGAAUUCAUGAGUAUAAACAUCUCUUUCUCCUGUUUCUGUUAAUGUGUUGUUCAUAGAGAGAUGGAGAGGGUUCAAGAUACCAUCAGUGGUUUCUUGUCUCCGGCCUCCAUCCUCUUUCAGGAGAUUGAAGUAGGCUAAUUCUGUUUUGGAACAUUGAGACUGAGAGUUGUGUCCUGGAGAGUAUAUGGUAGAAGGAAAGGCAAAUGAGAACUUUCUGGGAAAUAUGAGGGAAUUAGCGACAAGGUGCUGUGUGUUUCUGUGAUUUUUUUUUUUUUUUAAAUGACGUUUGACCAUUAUAUUUUAGAUUACAUCGGUUUAUUUUUAUCCAUUUUUCUUGCGCUUGUUGGCAUGUAUGAUUUCAUGCAGAGCUUUAGUUGUUGUUUUGUACUUCAUCCCCUACAAAACUUGUGCUGAGCUGGGGAAGUGUCAUCUUGUUGAAUUGUAUAGUUGAAAACAAUUCUACCUGUGGCAAGGAUCAUCCUCCGAGUUAAUUUCUUUCCAAAA